CAAGUUAUUGCGUUUGCGUGUGUGAAUAUUGGGAAUUGGGUGGCCUUAUUACUGAAUGUAUUAUUUUCGGUGAUGAGAAUUGAAAAUUCCCUGUCACCUUGUAGUACUGUAAUCAAGAGAAGAAGGUUAAUGAGUUCUGAUCCCAUGGAGUCUGACCUAGCUAAGGCCAAGCUUGCUGCUGUGGCAGAAAGACUUGGAAGGGAAGUUCGUGUGUUUGAGACAAUGGCUACCUCUAUGUCAGAUAAAGCAUCUACAGAUGAUAUGAAGGAGCCAGGCGAUGACUUCUACGAGUUUACUGCAGAAGACUACUACCGCACUUUGUCUUCGAAGAAGGAUGAUAAAACCAUGAAGACUAGGAAACUCCGAGAAGCAGAGCAGGCUGCCCGCAGAGCAAGAAUAACUAAGGCCAUAAUUAGGAUCCGCUUUCCUGAUAAUUACACACUAGAAGUAAAAUUUCAUCCCUCCGAGACGCUUCAAAGUUUGAUAGAUCUCCUCCAGAAAGUAGUUUCUCGUCCAGAACUUCCGUUUUAUAUAUAUACCACUCCCCCAAAAAAGCAAGUAAAAGACAUGUCUCAAGAUUUCUACUCUGCUGGCUUUGCUCCAGGGGCUAUUGUGUAUUUCUCAUAUGACCUGCCUAUGGGAGAUGAUUCUGCAAAUGCGAACUUGGGAUCAUUCCUUCAGGAUGAUAUUCUUUCUUUGAAUGGCCUAGAUCUCAUUCAGGAGGAGGUCAAGCAGGUGGAGUCUGCACCAGAACCAGUAGUUGAGCAGCCUACACCUAAUGCCCAAGAAGUUACACCUUCUGAAAAGAAACCUAUUAAGCCAAAGUGGUUCAAAAGAUGAUAACAUGGUUACCGAGGUGGGCAUGCCAGAACUGAGACUAGCUUUACCUGUGUAAGAUAAACUUUGCCAACCGAUUGAACCUGCAGUAGUAUGAAAUCUGUCAGCUAUUUGAUCCUAUAUAUUGGCAGCUUGCUAUCUGUUACUUUCUUGGACUUGCACGUCAUAUAUGAAUAUCCUGAGGAUGUGUAUCACUUCUUUGAAGUUUCCAAUUUCUAAUGAAAGUUCUCAUUGUGUUUUGUUCCAUUAUAUCGCAUUUUAAGUGAUAGUUAGAGUUCCCGUUUGAAAUCUAUAAGUUGAUUUCAUUCUGUCGGUCUUCACCAGAUAAUGUCAACCGUUCUGUGCCUAGACGAGAAUAUCUCCUAAUUACUGUGAGAAACAUUAC
Messenger RNA from Papaver somniferum (opium poppy), 1222 nucleotides. RefSeq names its product plant UBX domain-containing protein 1-like. The record is from RefSeq and is a predicted model, not a curated record. Gene Ontology annotation, molecular function: ATPase binding. Bases 73 to 840 code for a protein of 255 amino acids. The transcript has 8 exons. NCBI's taxonomy places the organism in Eukaryota, Viridiplantae, Streptophyta, Magnoliopsida, Ranunculales, Papaveraceae. Gene Ontology annotation, biological process: protein-containing complex disassembly.